AUGCAUAAAAAUAAUUGCAACACAGAAAAGAUUGAAAGGCCUAUUCAUAAUAGUUUUAAUAAUAAAGCCUUUUUACAUGACCUAUUUUGGGAUAAUAAAUCAAACAUACUUUUUAUUUCUCUGAUCUGA
Messenger RNA from Funneliformis mosseae, 129 nucleotides. The record is from the annotation of a GenBank genome assembly. NCBI's taxonomy places the organism in Eukaryota, Fungi, Glomeromycota, Glomeromycetes, Glomerales, Glomeraceae.